AGGGCAGCCACUGGUCGCGCACACGGCGGCCGCGGCGAGCGUGGGGCGAGCGUGGACCGCGGCGCGGCGGUGCGACUCCUUCCCCGGCCCUCCUGCCCGCCCCAGGCGAGGGCACCGUGUGGCGGCGGCGGGGCCUGCGAGGCCGGAGGAGGCGGCCGUGCCCGGGCAUGGUGGUCUGGGGCAACGCGGAAGCAACUACGAAGGGUUUCACGCGGAGGAACUGGAUGCCCUGAACUUGACAUUCUCGUGGGGGGAACAACAAUGUGAAGCACCAGCAGUGAUUUGCAUUUCUUGAGGGCCUCUGCGUGUGGACAGCACUGAGCUAGGUGAGAAUCGGACCAACUGUGAACAAGAUGAAUCCAAGGGUGGUAAACAAGAUGACACUCCGACUGUCCUUUCUCCUGUGGAGGGUCCGCUGGACCUGCCGCCUCCAGGAAACCACAGAGGAUGCUCUGACCUUAAAGCACGUGUCCACUUUCCCCGGGUUCCGCUCUGAAGUUUGAAGCACUGCAUUUUCUUGUCCUUUCCGAUGGAAAUACCCUGUUGUGAAAAAGGAAGGAAUUAUCUUUCUCAAGCUGACAUCACGAUGCUGGCAGACUUCAUCCCGGUGCUCAUCGCCCUCAGUGUCACCAGCUCAGCGGCCGCAGGAUUCAGGUCCAUAGCCGAAGAAGAAGAUGCGCUGCUCAGACAUUUAUUCCAAGGUUACCAGAAAUGGGUUCGCCCUGUAUUACACUCUAAUGACACCAUAAAAGUAUAUUUUGGGUUGAAAAUAUCUCAGCUGGUAGAUGUGGAUGAGAAGAAUCAGUUGAUGACAACAAACGUGUGGCUCAAGCAGGAAUGGACAGACCACAAAUUACGCUGGAAUCCAGAUGAAUACGGUGGAAUUCGUUCAAUUAAAGUUCCGUCAGAAUCUCUCUGGCUGCCUGACAUAGUUCUCUUUGAAAACGCUGACGGACGGUUCGAAGGCUCGCUCAUGACCAAGGCCAUCGUGAAAUCCGACGGGACCGUGGUGUGGAUGCCUCCCGCCAGCUACAAAAGCUCCUGCACCAUGGACGUCACCUUCUUCCCAUUCGACAGGCAGAACUGCUCCAUGAAGUUCGGAUCCUGGACUUACAACGGGACCAUGGUUGACCUCGUCCUGAUAGACGAGAACAUGGACAGAAAAGACUUCUUCGACAACAGAGAGUGGGAGAUUCUCAACGCCAAGGGCACGGCGGGGAGCAGGAGAGACGGCGUGUACCGGUACCCGUUCAUCACCUACUCCUUCGUGCUGCGCCGCCUGCCCCUGUUCUACACCCUCUUCCUCAUCAUCCCCUGCCUGGGGCUGUCCUUUCUGACAGUGCUUGUCUUCUACUUGCCUUCUGACGAGGGGGAGAAGCUCUCCUUAUCCACCUCCGUCUUGGUUUCCCUGACAGUGUUUCUCCUGGUGAUUGAAGAAAUCAUCCCGUCCUCCUCCAAGGUCAUCCCGCUCAUUGGCGAGUACCUCCUGUUCAUCAUGGUCUUCGUCACCCUGUCCAUCAUCGUCACCGUGUUUGUCAUCAACGUCCACCACAGAUCUCCCUCCACUUACCACCCCAUGGCCCCCUGGGUUAAGCGGCUGUUUCUGCAAAAACUCCCUAAAUUACUUUGCAUGAAGGACCACGUGGAUGGCUACUCUUUCCCGGAUAAAGAGGAGAGUAAACGGGCAGUGAGAGGUAAAGUCCUCGAAAAAAGGAAACAAAAGCAGAUUAGCGAUGGAGAAAAAGUUCUGGUCGCUUUCCUGGAAAAGGCUGAGGAUUCCAUCAGAUACAUUUCCAGCCACGUGAAGAAAGAGCAUUUCAUCAGUCAGGUGGUGCAAGACUUCAAGUUCGCAGCUCAAGUUCUCGACCGGAUCUUCCUCUGGCUCUUUCUGAUCGCGUCUGCCACCGGCUCAGUGCUGAUUUUCACCCCUGCUUUGAAGAUGUGGCUACACAGUUACCAUUAGGAACAAGUCUCCAGAGCAAUCUAAACCGCACACAUAAAGACAGAAUUACACCCUAGAACUGACAUCCAGCCCCCACGUGUAUACAGCAUCCAGGCGCACGUGCUUAUCAGGAGGCCCCGAGUGCAGACGGCAUCUUGUGUCAUCCUCAGGGAGGUUGAACCUUGGUUGCCGUGAGAGUGAGUUGGGUUUACAUCAGGCAGACCCUCCUCAGACCCCUGCCUUGGCUUCUGCAGACAUUCAGGGAGGAAUCGUGUGUCCAGGCCUGAGGUCACGAGCCGAGACACACUAGGACUGUGGCAGUGGCCCAUGAAGAGUUCCAGGAGGAGGUGUGGGCAGACCCAGGCCUUUUCCUAGAAAACUGAAAUUCUGAACAUGCUCUGAUAAUGGUUUUUUAUAUCCCUUCAUCUAAUCUAAUCCAUUUCAGCUGCACUCUCCAGGCUUUCCAUUCCGUUUCUUUCCUCUUCCUCCUUCUCCUUCUCCUUAUUCUUAUUCUUCUCUUCUUCUUUUUCUGAGAACAUUUAAGUUCUACGUUCUUAGCAAAUUUCAAUUACACAAAGCAGUGUUAUCAACUGUAGUCACGUUUUACAUGAGAUCCUCUGACCUUAUUCAUGUUAUAACCCAAAAUGUAUACCCUUUUACCAACCUCUCCCUAUUUCCCCGCCCCCUAGCUCCUGAAAACCACUUCUCUACUCUCUGUUUCUAUGAGUUCAACUUUUUUUUUUCUUUUUUUUUAGAUUUCACUUAUAAGUGAGAUCAUGCAGUAUUUGUCUUUCUGUGUCUGGCUUAUUUCACUAAGCAUCAUGUCCUCUGGGUUCAUCUAUGUUGUCACAAAUGACAGGACAUUUGCUGUCCUGUCAGCAAAUGGUUGAAUUAUAUUCGGCUGAAUUCAUUAUAGCUGAAUUAUAUUCCAUUGCAUAUAUAUCACAUUUUCUUUAUCCAUUUAUCUAUCGACAGACGCUUAAGUUGUUUCCAUAUCUUGGGUAUUGUAAAUAAUGCUGCAGUGAACAUAGGGAUACAGAUAUCUCGUCAAGAGAAUUAUUUCGUUUCCAGAAGUGGCAUUGCUGGAUCGUAUGGUAGUUCCAGUUUUCAUUUCUUGAGGACUCUCUAUACUGAUUUCCAUAGUAGCUGCACCAAUUUCCAUUCCCACCAGCAGUGCACAAGGGGUCCCUUCCUCCACACCCUCAUCAGCACUUGUUAUCUCUUGUCUUUUUUAUGACAACCAUCCUAAUAAGCAUGAGGUGAUACCUCAUUGUGGUUUUGAUUUGCAUUCCCCUGGUGUUGAGCACCUUUUCAUCUACCUGCUGGCCAUCUGAUUGUCUUCCUUGGAAACAUAUCUAUUCAGAUCCUUUGCCCAUUUUUUAAUUGAGUUAUUUGGUUUUUUGCUACUGAGUUGUAUGAGUUCCUUGCAUAUUUUGAAUAGAAACCUCUUAGUGAAUAUAUGGUUUGCAAAUAUUUUCUCCCAUUCUAUAGCUUACCUUUUCAUGCCGAUGGUUUCCUUUGCUGUGCAGUCGUUUUUUAGUUUGAUGUAGUCCCACUUGUUUAUUGCGCUUUUACUGCCUUUGCUUUUGGUGUCAGAUCCAAAGAAACCAUCACCAAGACUCUUCCCAUUCUGUUUGCAUGUGUCUCCCUGCCCUCUGGGAGCACCUCAUUCCCCCCCCAACCCCACUCCCUCUCUGAGACUCAUGGGGAGAGGCUGACAGUCUUCUCUCUCGAUGAUGCCAACUCCUGGAUUUUAGCUUGAAAUAAUUGUUCUCCUUUCCCAGUUCUAAAUCCAAGCCUUCUCUGGAUUAUUUUGUGCAAGGCAUGUUUCGUAUAAACUCUUUGCAGCUGGGACUUUUAAAAACCCAAUUUAAGUAUUUAACUUUUUCACAUAAAUUGUUACCACCAAUAUGUUUAGCCUUAUUUAUGCCAUUUUGUUUGUGUUUUCUGUGUAAUGUUUUCUUGUUCUUUCUUAUUUUGCUCCUUUUCAGCCUUGACUGAAUUUGU
Messenger RNA from Balaenoptera ricei (Rice's whale), 3949 nucleotides. Its product is annotated as neuronal acetylcholine receptor subunit beta-3-like. The record is from RefSeq and is a predicted model, not a curated record. Gene Ontology annotation, biological process: chemical synaptic transmission; signal transduction; regulation of membrane potential. Bases 530 to 1963 code for a protein of 477 amino acids. Gene Ontology annotation, cellular component: postsynaptic membrane; synapse; neuron projection. NCBI's taxonomy places the organism in Eukaryota, Metazoa, Chordata, Mammalia, Artiodactyla, Balaenopteridae. The transcript has 9 exons. Gene Ontology annotation, molecular function: acetylcholine-gated monoatomic cation-selective channel activity; transmembrane signaling receptor activity.